UGCUGCUCGUACGUAACACCAACACGCACUGUCUGCAACGACAGGCAAUCACUUCUGAUUCACUUUACUGCCAGACAGUACUUUUACAUCUUGGAGACGCCAGCGACGACCAGCUUUGUGUUUUUUUGCAUCGAGGUUGUCCUUCGAGAGAAAGGAUACAGGGUCCACCAUCGCCUUUUUUUAGCCUCACCUCUGUAGAUCCACAGCUGGAAAGUUGCUUCCCCGUGGUCAACGUGGGCAUCAGCUCCAACAAGCAUGGCCGAUUACUUAAUCAGCGGUGGCACAGGCUACGUCCCCGAAGAUGGUCUCUCUGCUCAGCAGCUCUUCUCGAUUGGAGACGGCCUCACGUACAACAGAUCUGACCAACAGUGCGUUGACUCCGAUGGUCAUACGGCUGAAGAGCUAUGCUCUAAAGGAGAUGGGUUGACUUACAAUGACUUCCUGAUUUUACCUGGCUUCAUCGACUUUACCUCAGACGAAGUGGACCUGACAUCGGCGCUGACCAAGAAGAUCACACUGAAGACCCCUCUCAUCUCCUCUCCCAUGGACACUGUCACAGAGUCGGCCAUGGCCAUCGCUAUGGCGCUAAUGGGAGGCAUUGGCAUCAUUCACCACAACUGCACGCCAGAAUUCCAAGCCAACGAAGUCCGCAAGGUCAAGAGGUUUGAGCAGGGUUUUAUCACAGACCCAGUUGUGAUGAGUCCGCGCCACACAGUCGGGGAUGUGUUUGAGGCCAAAGUAAGACACGGCUUCUCCGGGAUUCCUGUCACGGAGACGGGCAAAAUGGGCAGCAAACUGGUUGGCAUCGUCACCUCCCGAGAUAUUGACUUCCUGUCUGAGAAAGACCACGACAAACACCUGGAGGAGGCCAUGACAAAGAGGGAGGAUUUGGUCGUGGCUCCAGCUGGUGUUACACUGAAAGAAGCCAAUGAUAUUCUGCAGCGCAGUAAAAAAGGCAAGCUUCCCAUUGUAAAUAAUAACGACGAGCUGGUGGCCAUUAUCGCCAGGACGGAUCUGAAGAAGAACAGGGACUACCCACUGGCCUCCAAAGACUCACGCAAACAGCUGCUGUGCGGCGCCGCCAUCGGCACCAGGGAGGACGACAAAUACAGACUGGACCUGUUGGUGCAGGCUGGAGUGGAUGUUGUUGUGCUGGACUCUUCACAAGGCAACUCAGUGUAUCAGAUCAACAUGAUAAAUUAUAUUAAACAGAAGUAUCCAGAAUUGCAAGUGGUGGGAGGAAAUGUGGUUACAGCAGCCCAGGCCAAGAAUCUGAUCGAUACUGGUGUCGACGCUCUGAGAGUUGGCAUGGGCUGUGGCUCCAUCUGCAUCACACAGGAAGUCAUGGCAUGUGGGCGGCCCCAGGGGACCUCGGUGUACAAGGUAGCAGAGUAUGCCAGGCGCUUCGGUGUGCCAGUCAUUGCCGACGGCGGCAUUCAGACUGUGGGCCAUGUGGUGAAGGCUCUGUCUCUCGGGGCCUCGACUGUUAUGAUGGGCUCGUUGCUAGCGGCAACCACUGAGGCUCCAGGGGAGUACUUCUUCUCAGAUGGCGUGCGGCUGAAAAAGUACCGUGGCAUGGGCUCCCUGGACGCUAUGGAGAAGAGCACCAGCAGCCAGAAGCGCUAUUUUAGUGAGGGCGACAAUGUGAAGGUAGCCCAGGGUGUGUCAGGCUCAGUCCAGGAUAAAGGCUCCAUCCAUAAGUUUGUACCUUACCUGAUAGCUGGUAUCCAGCAUGGCUGCCAGGACAUCGGGGCGAAGAGUCUUUCUAUUCUCCGUUACAUGAUGUACUCUGGAGAGCUGAAGUUUGAAAAGAGGACCAUGUCUGCACAGGUGGAGGGAGGAGUUCAUGGACUCCACUCUUACGAGAAGCGGCUUUACUGAGCAGGGGGGAUGGAUCGCAGAUCAUCGGUGCACGUGACAUACCCAAUCUUAACAGUGACCAAAUGUUGAAAACCGCCACUUCUGCUAAAAAUACGCACCACCCACUACACCCUCUCUGCCCCCUCUCCUCCGUUGUAUCCCACCGUUACUCACUCUCUCUCCGAUCCCCGGCCGGCUGCUUUCGGGAAGAAAGAGACGUAGUAGCGAUGUGAGAAUCUCCAAACUGACACCUGGGAUUUUUGCACUCAAGAAGCGGCGCAUCAGGGUUUUUCCAAAAUGACAUACACACACCUGUAUCUUGAGUAUGCAGCUGAUCCCAGUUUAGUGCGUGUGUUGUUGACAGUAGUGAGAGAAUGAAUGCGUGUUUGGUGUGUGUGAUGUAGUUAAAAAUGUGUCAUGGGACAAACAACGUGAAGGUGCACUGUGUUUAUUUGUCCUGUUCAUGUUAGUGAGUCUAAACCAGCCAUGGUGCAGAUCACAUCAGCAUCUGAUGCGGCUUUUUUUGGGAUCCACGCUGACCAGCACGUUGCCCGUCUAAAGCCUGUCACACCCCAGCUAUUUAACACACCUGUACGUGAAGAACACACUUCUCUAUGUGCAGCGUGUCAGUGUAUCCUGGCAAUCUUCUAUUUUUGUUUUUGCAAUGUUACAGGUAGAAGCUACUGAAUGAACAGUAGCUCUUAUAUUUUGUUUACUUCCUUUAUUGCGGAUCCCGAGGUACGAGACAUGGCCGUGACUAUUAUCCUGUCGACUUUGUGUUCACCCCUACGAUCAGCAGACAGGACCCAGACCCACAGUUCACCACUGUGGACGUUCAUUUCCCCUUCAACGACAUCAUGACAAAUAAUCAGCGUCCCAUCUCAGUGCAUAGUGUUCAUAUGUUGAGCAUGGAAGGGACCAAAAGCUGAAGAUCAGGUAUGUUUGAAAGAACUAAAAAUCAAAUCAAAAAAUAGUUCCUAAUGAGGACUAUUUCUCUGGCCGAAAUUUGAAUACUUUUAGAUAAAAGCAAACUUUAUAUUAAACCUGUAUAGUCUCGGGGGGCUUUGAAACUGAGCAUGAAGUGUUUUUGAUAUGCAUGUUUGUUUUUUCACAAAGCCGAAACCUGGUUGUAUUUAUAUUCUGCUUUGUUGUAAUUGCAUACAUACUGCCAAGUGUCUUUACACUUCUUUUCUUUUGUAAUUUCAAAACCAAAAUUGGCGCAACGAGUUGCUUGUUACCCCUCGUCUCUUGUCCAUUCCUGCGUUCUCACAGUGUGGCAUAGGUUCUCAGCGAUUAGGUUUAUUUUAUUUCUUUUUUUUUUUUUUUAAUUUACCGGAGAUAUGCCUUGAAACGCGGAUGGAUAAAGGCUGCACACAACAGCUCAGUGAAAAAGCAUAGUGCUACACACCCUCUCGCCUCUUUUUCUUACUUUGAAACAGCUGUGUUUGUUAUCAUUCAGCUUCUGUAGGAGUAGGCUUUUCUAACAUUUUCAUACUGGAUGUCCUUUUGGCCAGAUGUAAUUUUUUCUUUUUUUUUUUUUUUUUUUAUUAAAAUGUCCCAGAUUGUAAGAGUUGAGUUGCUUUCUCUAAUGUGCUAAUGUACUUUACCCCGCACAGGGUUCACUUGACUAACAAAAGCCUUGCAAUUGAACUAAAUUGCGAAAAAAAUGUACAUGGAAAUAUAUGGAGAAAUAUAUACCUAUAUACAGUUGGAAAUGACUGCUGCUUGUUUUCAGUGUCCCAUCUAAAGAGAGAAUUCAGGUUUUUAAAAUAUCUUAUUUGUAAAAUACUGAGUCCAGUCAGUCCAUCUGAAAAGCUCAAACACAGUGAUAACUGAGGUGUUAGGUUUACGUUAUUGUUUUUUUGACGAGUUGCACUUUUGUAUGAUUUCAGCUUCAUUAUUUCGAAGCAGCUACAGUUGUCAGAACACAGUCGUAGCUGCAACCAACAACCAAAACAAUAAACAAGGGCUUUUUAGAUGGAUGGAAAGACUCAGUAUUCAAUAAAUCCAUCAAGGGUUUUUGAGGAAUAUCACUUCAGAACAUGUUUACAGUAAAACACUCAAAGGAAAGUUGCUUUUGCUUUCAGUAUGGUUAAAAAAAGAAUAAAUAAAUGAAACUGUG
Epinephelus lanceolatus (giant grouper) is the source of this 3982-nucleotide messenger RNA. RefSeq names its product IMP (inosine 5'-monophosphate) dehydrogenase 1b (gene impdh1b). NCBI's taxonomy places the organism in Eukaryota, Metazoa, Chordata, Actinopteri, Perciformes, Serranidae. Gene Ontology annotation, biological process: GTP biosynthetic process. The record is from RefSeq and is a predicted model, not a curated record. Gene Ontology annotation, cellular component: cytoplasm. Gene Ontology annotation, molecular function: IMP dehydrogenase activity.